AUGACUUUUGAUGCUGGAUGUUUUGUUUGCUUACAACUUUUGAAGCCUAUUAAUAUUUUGGCGAUGCCAUGUGGUCAUGUCAUGUGUGAGGAGUGCUAUCAAAGAAUGUAUAAAGAAAGAAGUGAUGAAAAAAUAUGCGGUAAAUGUAGAGUUCCAUUUACAUAUGUUACAAAAUUAUAUUUUGAUCAUAGUACAGAAAUUGUUAUUGAGGGUGGUAUAAAAAAUGAUAUAAAAAAUGAAGAAGAAAUAAUUAAGAAAGACUCUGAAAUAAGACAAUUAAGUAAAGUGAUACAAGAAAGUAAAAUAGAAAUAAAUGCUUUAAAAAGUAGAAUAGAAGAAUUAGAAAAAGAAAAAGAAAUAUUUUUGGAUAUUGAGGAACAAUUUGGUGCAUAUAUUAAUUCAAUUGAUUUACCAGAAGAAGAAAGAAUAUCAUUACUAAGAGAAUUAAUAGUAGCAAUUAAAUUAUUAAAAAUAAAUUCAUUAAAAAAUAUAAUAAUGAAGAAUAUUAAGCUUCUUAAUAAUGAUUUUUGA
Molecule: messenger RNA, 531 nt
Organism: Strongyloides ratti
Lineage: Eukaryota; Metazoa; Nematoda; Chromadorea; Rhabditida; Strongyloididae
Product: Zinc finger, RING-type domain and Zinc finger, RING/FYVE/PHD-type domain-containing protein
Exons: 2
Coding region: 1-531 (176 amino acids)
Source: RefSeq, a predicted model, not a curated record